Molecule: messenger RNA, 1086 nt
Organism: Laccaria bicolor S238N-H82
Lineage: Eukaryota; Fungi; Basidiomycota; Agaricomycetes; Agaricales; Hydnangiaceae
Exons: 9
Coding region: 1-1086 (361 amino acids)
Cellular component (GO): mitochondrial outer membrane
Molecular function (GO): ATP hydrolysis activity; ATP binding
Source: RefSeq, a predicted model, not a curated record
AUGACCUCGGUGAAUGUGAAGCGGACGGCUUUGGAGGUUGCGCUCUUCCUGGCAUCUCAAGCAGCUUUGUAUUAUACGAUGAAGUGGGUAAUCGAAUCAAUAAACCCCGAGAAGAAAGACGAAGCAGUGAAAGCGAAGCAGUUGGAGGCGCUCAAACGGUUAGGACAUGCUGAGCUCAAGCUUGACGAAUACGAACGCAAAGUUGCGAACGAAGUUAUCCAUCCAGAUGAUAUACACGUCAACUUCAUGGACAUUGGCGGUCUUGACCCCAUCAUAUCCUCCCUUCGGGAGUCCGUCAUCUAUCCGCUCCUUUACCCCAAGCUCUUCAUGUCCUCUUCAUCUCUUUUGGGAGCCCCAAAGGGUGUUCUUCUUUUCGGUCCCCCAGGGUGUGGUAAAACCAUGCUCGCCAAAGCCUUAGCCAAAGAGUCUGGGGCUACUUUUAUCAACAUCGCAGCCUCGGUGCUCACCAAUAAAUGGUAUGGCGAAUCCAACAAACUCGUAGCUGGUUUGUUUAGUCUCGCGCGGAAAACGCAGCCGAGCAUCAUCUUCAUUGAUGAAAUUGAUUCUUUCCUGAGGGAGAGGACGAAGGGCGAUCAUGAAGUGACGGGGAUGAUGAAGGCGGAGUUCAUGACGCUUUGGGAUGGACUACUCUCCGCCACGGACCGAAUACUAGUCCUGGGUGCUACGAAUCGACCGAAUGACAUAGAUGCGGCAAUUCUGCGGCGGAUGCCCAAGCGAUUUGCGAUUGGAUUGCCGAAUUACGACCAACGGUUAAAGAUUCUCUCCCUGAUGCUGAAAGACACCAGGCUGUCACCCGAUUUUUCGAUGACGAGUUUAGCAGAACACACAGAGGGGUUUUCCGGUUCUGAUUUGAGGGAGCUGUGUAGAAAUGCCGCCAUGGUCCCCGUUCGAGAGUACGUACGGAGUUCGUCUGAUAAUGCAGACUUGUUGGCGAAGGGCCAACUUGAGGGCUUCAAUCUGCGGUCGUUAGCAUUGGAGGAUUUCUUUGCCCAUGACGGAUCAAGUGUUUUACCACCAGUGGAUAUUAUUGAGGACCGUUCUCGACUUGAUGAAACAGACGCGUAG